This is a messenger RNA of Adineta steineri, 1899 nucleotides long. Lineage: Eukaryota; Metazoa; Rotifera; Eurotatoria; Adinetida; Adinetidae. The record is from the annotation of a GenBank genome assembly.
AUGAAUCUGAAUGGGUUUUUUCAAGAAAAAUAUCAAUUAACAAUUUCAUUUCGUUUACAAUUCUUCUCUAAUAUUUUUUAUAUUUUUCUUGUUUUAGCUGUUUCAUUAAAUCAACCAAAGCUUUCUCCAACAGCCACUUGGAAUUCCAAUGGAAUUACCUUUGCUAAUCGAUCGAUUGUAGGUGAAUAUCCUCUCGCCAUUUUUGUGAACACAAAUAACACAACUUAUGUCGCUAACCGAGAGAAUAACACAAUUGUAAUGUGGGAAGAAGAUAGUGUCAGUCCUACAAAGAUCAUUCACGGUGAUUUUAUAGAACCCACUUCUAUCUUCGUGACAUCAAAUAGUAGUAUUUAUAUUGAUGAUGGAUUUGAGAAUCGUCGAGUGCAGAAAUGGAGUGCAGAAACAAGUACCUUUAUCACGGUGAUGAGUGUCAACUCAUCAUGUUGGGGUUUGUUCGUCGAUAUCAAUGAUACUCUUUACUGUUCAAUGUCUGAUUAUCAUCAAGUAGUGAAAAGAGCAUUAAAUGAUUCUGUGCUAGCUUCAAAUCGUGUUGCUGCUGGAACAGGUAUUGAAGGAUCAGCCUCGAAUCAACUUGCUGGUCCAGGAGGGAUCUUUGUCGAUGUGAAUUUGAAUUUAUAUGUGGCAGAUUGUUUAAAUAAUCGAAUUCAGUUGUUUCAGUCGGGAGAACCAAAUGGCAUCACAGUAGCUGGAUAUACAUCACUAAAUCCAACAAUUACACUUGAUUGUCCAAGUGGAAUUAUAUUAGAUGCUGAGAGAUAUUUGUUCAUUGUGGAUCUAUUGAAUCAUCGAAUUGUUGGCUCAGGCUUGAAUGGUUUUCGAUGUUUAGUUGGAUGUUAUGGAGAGGGUUCACAAUCCAAUCAAUUGAAUAAGCCAUUUAGUUUUAGUUUCGAUCGUUCUGGAAACAUAUUUGCAACUGAUCAAACAAAUCAUCGAAUUCAAAAAUUUUUAUUGAUGAAAGAUUCUUUUGCUCUUUCAUUCAAUCAGCCAAAGUUUUGUUCAACAGCCGCUUGGAGUUCCAAUGGAAUUACCAUUGCUAAUCAAUCGGUUGUUGGUGAAGAGCCUACCGUUAUUUUUGUGAACAUAAACAAUACAAUCUAUGUCGCUAACCGAGAAAAUAACACAAGUGUAAUGUGGCAAGAAGAGAGUGACAAUCCAACAAAGAUCAUUUCCGGUGAUUUUACACAACCCCAGUCUCUCGUCGUGACAGCAAAUGGUGAUGUUUAUAUUGAUGAUGGUGAGACGAAUGGUCGAGUACAGAAAUGGAUAGUCGAAACAAAUAACUUUGUUACAGUGAUGCAUGUCAACUCAUCAUGUUGGGGUUUGUUCGUCGAUAUCAAUCAUACUCUCUACUGUUCAAUGUAUAAUCAUCAUCAAGUAGUGAUAAGAUCAUUAAAUGAUGCUGUAAUGGCUUCAAAUCGUGUUGCUGCUGGAACAGGUAUUGAAGGAUCAGACUCACAUGAACUCGAUGGUCCUCGUGGAAUCUUUGUUGAUGUGAAUUUGGAUUUAUAUGUGGCAGAUUGUUACAAUGGUCGAGUUCAGUUGUUCCAGUCUGGAGAAUUAAAUGGUAUCACAGUGGCUGGAAAGUCAUCACUAAUUCCAAUCACACUUUAUUGUCCAAGUGGAAUUAUAUUAGAUGCUGAGAAAUAUUUAUUUAUUGUAGAUGCAGGCAAUCAUCGUAUUGUUGGUUUAGACUUGAAUGGUUUUCGAUGUUUAGUUGGAUGUUACGGAGAGGGUUCACAAUCCAAUCAAUUGUCUGGCCCAUUGAGCUUCAGUUUCGAUCAUUCUGGAAACAUAUUUGUUACUGAUCAAUUUAAUCAUCGAAUUCAAAAAUUUCAAUAUUUGGAAGAAUCAUGUGGUAAGUUUAGAAUGAUCGAAUAA